Molecule: messenger RNA, 2605 nt
Organism: Gigantopelta aegis
Lineage: Eukaryota; Metazoa; Mollusca; Gastropoda; Neomphalida; Peltospiridae
Product: cysteine-rich protein 2-binding protein-like
Exons: 18
Coding region: 136-2382 (748 amino acids)
Molecular function (GO): acyltransferase activity, transferring groups other than amino-acyl groups
Source: RefSeq, a predicted model, not a curated record
AAAUUAUUAGUUAGAUAACAAAUAGCUGUGAUUUUUGCGUCCGUCUCAUUCUCCUACAAAAGUUUUUUUGUUGUUGUAAAUAGCCUAUCAGUUUGUUUUGACUAACUCGAUAAUCUUGCAGAGCAGUAUUGAAACAUGAAGACCUCUGGACAGUUGGAAGAAUGCUACUGUGGCUGGGUUGAGCCGGCCCAGGUUCCAAGCACGUUUGUCUGCAGUGGCUGCAAAAAACAUUUUCACCCUGGCUGUUUAUUGAGUGGAAAGCCGUCACCACUAGAAGGUGACAUAUUUUUUAAAUUCACAUGCACUCAGUGUGGUGAAGAUGAACAGGAGCAUUUUGAGAGGAUAAAACUACAGUGGAUGCAGGUGGUGAUGUUGGCACUGUAUAAUCUCCAGCUGAGUAGUUCGGGCAAGUUUGGAUAUUUCCGAUGGAAGGAACACAUCUGUGCCUUCAUAGACAAACACUGGUCUCUGUUGUUUGCCUCACACAGAAAGAAGACCUCACUUUGGUAUGGCACUGUUGCUGGUACAUUGUCGUCUGGCUGUCCUAGUUACUUUGAGUCGGGGGCCAAGAAGCUCAAAGAAACAGGCUGGUGGCGUCUCGUCGAGAUGAAAGCUCCAGUGCUCAAACCAGAUGUGCCACGGGGAGUGCGUAAGAAGGCUGCAUUUCCACUGGACACAAGUGCAAUAAAAGUGGAAGGUCUGCGCUCUCGUAGAGGGAAAACAUCAAUACAAGCUGCUAUAGAACUCAAAGCUAAGAGAUCAACACUGCUGGAAGCCAAAGAAAUAAGGAAAGCUAAGUCCAAAGCCAGUAAGUUAGAAUCAGCCAGCUUAAAGCCAGAUGACACAAUUAUAGAACCAGCAGAAUCUGUGUCGAGACCGUCCACCAGUGUUUCAGAAACCGCCGAGUGUGCUGAAAUCAAACAGGAACCACAGAGUGAGGAGGACAGCUUCAACUUGUCCACUUCAAAUGUGUUGUCUACGUCAGUACAAAGUGACAAGGAAAUUGACCAUCGUUUGUCAUUGUCUAGUGCUACGAUUCCAGAGAUGUUACAGAUGGGAGACGAGGCUUUGGACUCGGAGAGUGAGAUGGAGAUAGACCCAGGAUCCAUGUUGGAUCCUCAGACAGCAUUGCCAUCCCUUCCGUCUUCAUCGUUCUCCAUCGAAGAUAUGUUGUCAACGCUGGAUGGGACAGAGCAGACUGUCAGUGAAUCUGUUGAAAAGACUGUGGAGACGACAAACAGUGUGUCUGUAAAGGAGAAAUUAGCAGACAGUAACGACGAUCAGAGUGAGGCUGAGAGUGAGGAUGGACAGUUCGAGCCGCCGGCUGCGGAGGACGAACAGAAAAAUAAGAAACCUGACACAAGUUCCACGACUCAGGAAGAUGCAACUGCUAAGCCACCAUCUGUCAAGUAUGUUCCCAUGAGUCUGUAUGAGGAACAUCAGCUGCUUAAGAAGUUGAAUGCUGCCGACAGGAAAACUCUGCUCGAUCCAGAAGUGAAAAGACUUCAGCGGAAACUGGCUGUUAGACAGAUUAAACGAGAACGUGGAUUGCCAGUGUUUGAUCUGGAUGCAGAAGUGAAGCGACUGACUCAACCUCACUGGAGUACUAAUCAGGACAGAGCAGACGAAAUGAAAUAUCUAAAUUCUUUUGGAUGUCCUGUUUCCACAUACCAAGCGUCAAACAUGAGGAUUCUUGAUCGGUUCCAGACUGGAUUUCGGACAGUACAAGUGAUGUCUGAUCGGAGAGUAUCCUUCCUGAACCGAUUGGUGGGCACAGAGGAUGAUCAGUUACAGAGUAUAUGUAGUCCGUACACAACAAGAGUUCUGAAACCAUUUAUCCGUCGUGAUUUUGAAAGCCGGCCUCUGAAAAUGAAGCUGCUUCAAGAAAUCCAGGCUUAUCCUCACAGAAAAGAUCCAUCUUGGAAAAAUCCAGCUCUACCUCCGAUUGAUUACUGCUAUGUGAGACCUCAACACAUUCCUUCUGUUAAUGUCCUCUGUCGGGAGUUCUUCUGGCCAGGAAUCGACUUGUCCGAGUGCCUGCAUUAUCCAGAUUUCAGCUGCGUUGUUUUAUAUAGAAAAAUUGUGAUAGGAUUUGCCUUUAUGGUUCCUGAUGUAAAGUACAAUGAGGCGUACAUUUCUUUCAUCUUCACACACCCAGAGUGGAGGCGAGCGGGAAUAGCAAAGUUUAUGCUUUACCAUCUUAUACAGACGUGUCUUGGUAAAGAUGUCACACUGCACGUGUCUGCUACCAACCCGGCUAUGCUCCUGUACCAGAAAUUCGGCUUCAAGGCAGAGGAGUUCAUCUUGGAUUUUUACGACAAAUACUUUCCAGUCAACUCAGCGGAAUGCAAACAUGCUUUCUUUCUACGGCUGACAAGAUAAACAGUUUUAGAACAAAUCAGGAUAUUUAUAAAACAUGAAAACACUAAAGGAAUAUCAGGCUAUUUCUAGGUGUUCAGAUAUCCUUAAAAUCUUUAGCAGAAAAUUUUACAUGUUCUGCAGACAGACAUCAACUGAUCGUGUUCCAAUUGAUUUCAGGCACUUUGCCAUGUGCAAAUUCAGUGGAACCGUGACUUAAUAUAUGGAAUAAAUGUCAGUUUUGUUA